Messenger RNA from Ilex paraguariensis (yerba mate), 260 nucleotides. The record is from the annotation of a GenBank genome assembly. NCBI's taxonomy places the organism in Eukaryota, Viridiplantae, Streptophyta, Magnoliopsida, Aquifoliales, Aquifoliaceae.
AUGAUAAUGGUGGUGGAAAUUUGGCAAUGUGUUGUAAGUGGAGAUGGGUUUGGAAUGAAAGCUGGUGGAAGUGGGUUUCAGUUAUUGGUGGAGGGGAUUUAUGAUGGAGGUGGUGAUGGGUUUCAGGUGGUGGUGGAUGAGAUUUCUGAUGGAGGAGAUUCACCUUGGGUGGUGGAGUUGGUUGUAGAUUUUGGUGGAAAAAGGCGAUGGUGGUGGAAUUUUGGGGGAGAUUUCGUUGGUGGUGCUGGCUGGUGGUUCUA